Molecule: messenger RNA, 1542 nt
Organism: Zasmidium cellare ATCC 36951
Lineage: Eukaryota; Fungi; Ascomycota; Dothideomycetes; Mycosphaerellales; Mycosphaerellaceae
Exons: 2
Coding region: 1-1542 (513 amino acids)
Cellular component (GO): membrane
Molecular function (GO): peptidyl-prolyl cis-trans isomerase activity
Source: RefSeq, a predicted model, not a curated record
AUGCGCUCCUUCAACGCUUUACCGACCUCCCUCCUCGUCCUCGUAUCCUCCGCCAUCACCUCCGCCCAGAAGGUCGAGAAACUGCCCGAUGGCCUGAUCAUCGAACAUACCAGUGGACCGGUGGUAUGCGACCGUCCGACGAGAUCGCACGACAAGAUUGCCGUUCAUUACAAGGGCACACUCCAGUCAGAUGGAUCGGAGUUCGACGAGAGCUACAAGCGUGGCAAGCCAUUCGAGUUCACGCUCGAUGGGCACGAGGUUAUCAAGGGAUGGGAUGAGGGAUUGAUGGGCAUGUGUAUUGGGCAGUCAAGGAAGUUGACCAUCCCACCAGAACUGGGCUAUGGCGACUACGGCGCUGGCCCUAUCCCUCCCAAGGCGACCUUGAUUUUCGAAACCAAGCUCAUAGAUAUUGUUGAGCUGUCAGAUUCGCCUCCUGGGCCUUCAGAGACGCAGGAUGGCGCUCUUUCAAUAGCAACGGCACCGCCAAUACCGCUUGGUGAUGAGGACAUUGAGGACAUUGAAGACCAGCUUCUGGAUGAUGGGGAUGUGGAGGAUGCGAUUCAGGACAAGGAGGGCUUAGAUGCAGAGCCUACCACUUCAGACGACGCACCAACCGAUGGUCCUCCACAGCGAGCGCAAUGUCAUCUUUUGGGGCCAUUCGCGCUUCUUGUGCAGGGUGCUUUGGGUGCGCUGGCUCUGCUAACACUUGUCUGGAAACGAUGGAGAGAGGUGCCCAAGCGACCAUGGAAGAUCUUCUUCUACGAUGUCAGCAAGCAGGUCUUCGGCUCCAUGCUUACCCAUGUCAUCAACUUGGCCAUGAGCAUGUUGGGCAGCGUCGAUAUGGCCAACGCCGCCGCUCAUGUCGCUUCUAAUGGCAGCUCAGAUGACAGCAGCGGGCGAUCGCCGAAUCCGUGCUCCUUCUACCUGCUUAACUUGGGCAUUGAUACAACCAUCGGAGUUCCCGUUCUCUGGUUCCUCCUCAAGAUCCUCUACCACCUCUUCCUCCGCACCCCUCUCGCCAACCCGCCAGAGUCCAUCAAAUCAGGCAACUACGGAUCUCCAGCCAAGGGGACAUGGUACCUCAAACAAUUGCUCAUCUACUGCAUCGGCUUGGUGUUCAUGAAACUAUUCGUCUUCUUCCUGUUCCUGGCUAUGCCUUGGCUGCCAUGGAUCGGUGAUUGGGCGUUGCGAUGGACCGAAGGCAACGAAGCGCUGCAAGUGACUUUCGCCCUCUUCGUCUUCCCACUCGCCAUGAACGCCAUCCAAUACUGGGUCAUCGACAACUUCAUCAUGGACAAGAAGAAGGGCGAGGGCAAAGGGUAUGAGCAAGUCGCUGGACAGGAAGAGGAUGAGGAGGCUCGAAUAAACUUUGAGGAUGAUUCUGAGGUGACUGAAGUGGAUGGCGGGCAUGGCAAGCUCAGCGACGAGUCAGAAGACAACACCGCGCAGAAGAUGAAAGAGGUGGAUCCCGUGCCAAUACCGAGCUAUCCAGCACGCAAGAAUGGUGAGAGUAGCGGGAAACCCAGUCCCAAGAACGAUUGA